AUAUACACACACAACACAAAUACACACCAUACGGAAAACUACAUCACUACUACUCAGCACUGCAGUGAUACUCGUAGGAGAAAAUUGAAAUGGCACAGGCUGAUAGAUGGUCUCUUCAGGGAAAGACCGCUCUUGUUACUGGUGGAACUAAAGGAAUUGGGUAUGCUAUUGUGGAGGAAUUGGCAGGGCUGGGGGCGACUGUAUAUACAUGUUCCCGAAAUGAAGCUGAUCUUAAUCGAUGCUUAAGCGAUUGGGAAAAGAAGGGUUUCCGCGUCGCCGGUUCAGUCUGUGACCUUACGUCUCGAACCCAACGAGAGGAGCUCAUGAACAAAGUUUCCGAUCAAUUUAAAGCCAAACUCGAUCUCCUUGUAAACAACGUGGGAACCAACCUUCCGAAACCAACAGUAGAGUACACAGCCGAAGAUUUCGCUUUCACCGUGAGUACCAAUCUUGAAUCUGCUUACCACGUGUGCCAACUUGCACAUCCUCUUCUGAAAGCAUCAGGGGCAGGAAGCGUGGUUUUCAUUUCUUCUGCUGCUGGAGUGGUGUCUGCACAAAGUGGCUCUAUUUAUGAAGCAACUAAAGGAGCAAUAAACCAACUUACUAGAAGUUUGGCAUGUGAGUGGGCAAAAGACAACAUUAGGACUAACUGCAUUGCGCCUUGGUGGAUCAGAACUCCCCUCCUUGAUUUUGUGUUUUCUAAUGAACAGAUUAUGCAAGCUUUAGCUUCACGAACUCCUCUCAGACGCCCCGGCGAGCCGAAGGAGGUUUCAUCGUUGGUGGCAUUCCUUUGCCUCCCCGCAUCCUCUUACAUAACUGGACAGACUAUUUCUGUUGAUGGAGGGAUGACCGUGUGUGGCUUCUAAGACCAUGACUUUUGGCAACAGCAUAAGACCGACCUCUCUACUUAGUAUUUUGAAACAGAAAAAUUUCCACUUUAGAUUUCCCUGUAUGUUUUUUGUGCUCUCGUGACAGCUUGUGGGAUUCAAUCGGAGAAUAAUGAAGAUAUAGUUCUUAAAA
Juglans microcarpa x Juglans regia is the source of this 1020-nucleotide messenger RNA. RefSeq names its product tropinone reductase homolog At5g06060-like. The transcript is spliced from 5 exons. Bases 90 to 866 code for a protein of 258 amino acids. NCBI's taxonomy places the organism in Eukaryota, Viridiplantae, Streptophyta, Magnoliopsida, Fagales, Juglandaceae. The record is from RefSeq and is a predicted model, not a curated record. Gene Ontology annotation, molecular function: oxidoreductase activity.